AAAAGAAAGGAUAGGUCAGUGAGGUUGAGUCGGUCGCAUAUUGAAAAAGAAAGAGUGGCUUGGCUUGGCUUGGCUCGCGCGGCGUCUCCGAAAUUCAAACGGAUCGAUUUGGUUUUGUUGAUUUGAUCUGGCCGGACAAGGAGAAGCAGAGGAGGAGGAGAGUUCGAGAUCGAGAUCCAUGGCGCUGCUCUGCUUCCUGCUCGACAUGCGGAACAUCCCCCCUCCGCUCCUCCACCUCCUCAAGCAGUGCCUACUCCACCUCGCCAACCUCUACGCCGCCAUCCCCUCCGCCGACCUCCCCGACCGCCUCGCCCUCUGCUACGUCCACCCCGCCGCCUCCUCCUCGCCUCCUCAGCUCAAGGUGGUGUAUAGGCCUGGAGAGAAAUUUAACCUUCGAGACUUCCAUCAUGCUGUCAACAAUUUGCCUCUCGAUGCCUUUCGUCCUAACCAACAUGGAUCUCUACAUACUACUGGAGAUGUGUCAUUAACAAAUCUUUUUAGCAAUCGAGCUAUCUAUUCUUGGGCCACUGAUGAUACCUCCAAAAAAGUGAUUGCUUUAUGUAUGUCUGCACAAAACACACAAGCUCUCCGAAGAUCUCUCAUGGACGCAGCAGAACAGUGUAUUACAGUGGAGUUUGUAUUGCUGGAAACAGGAGCUGCAUUCGUAUGUGAUGGUGUUUCUGAAAAUUCCAAUGGUUUCAUAGACACAAUUUGUGACCUUGAAAACUGUGUGGUACGAAGAUACAGUCCUGAGACUCAAGUUUUGCAUGGAUUAGUCAAGAGGUGGUUAGAAGAGCUAAAGGAUGACAAGGAGGAGGCAUUGCAGGCUGUAUUUGUAUUCAGAGUUCCCAUUAUCAGCACUGUUAAUCAAAUAUCUUGCAGCAUGUAUGCUUCAGCAAAUCACAUCAUUGAUGGUUUUCCAUCAUGUCAGAUAUGCAGGUGCCAUGGUCGCCCUAUUGACCUUGCUAACACAAAUAAGGCAAAAUGGAUGUGCCCAAUAACUAGCCGACAGCUCACAGCUUCUGAUGUUACUGAUACUGCUGUGAAAAUUGGGGAACAGACAGUACUGUUUCUUCCUGACUCAGAAGGCGUUUCAAGCUUGCGACGAGCCUCAUCCUCCAUUUCUUUUGACGUGAUUGAGCGCACCAAUUUAGCCUCACUAAAUGAAGGACUCAUAAUUGGGACGCCUCAUAUUGUGAUUCCCAGCUCUAAUGAUGUUGAGGUUGCUCUUGAUGAUGAGUGCUCAGAUCAGAACACCCAACGUAGGUCUAACGUUUUCUAUGGUCUAUGUGAGACACUUUUCAAGCUUGAUCAGGGACUUGUGUGCUCCUCAAAAUGCAAUACUGAAACGAUGAAGAUAGGAUCCCUUGAGUGUUAUUAUCUUCUCCAACCAUCUGAGAAGGGACCGAUGCUUCUGAGGAGGCUUGCUGGAUCUGAAGAGAUACUGCCUCUCCCAGUUGUGAGUCGACCUUGCAACUCUACCGGUACCAAGGAAGUCCAGAAUUUGAUCGAAACCUCAUUAUCUAAGAUUGUGCUGAAGGAUUACAACCCUCUACAACAUGAGAGAGGUUUUCACUCGAGACUGAAUUGUCUGGUGAAGGAUAGCCUUCAAUUUGGAUCAAUUGCUCCGGCUUGUGGCGCGAAGGAUCCUCAUCAUCUUGAUUCGUUGAGUGAACCACAAAUAUUGACAUUCCGGGGUCCAGAGGAAAACAAGGUGCUGAGGCUGUGUAGGGAGGAGGGUGGAGAUAUCCAAUCGUUCAGCUUCAGCGAGCCACAGGCAGCGUCAAAGGAGAAGGCGUCGCCCAGGCCCAGCAUCACCGAGGAGUGGGAACAGCUUAUCAUCAUCGACGACGACUUCACCAGUGCCGUCACAUGUUCUACUUCUAGGGCCAACCCCAAGCUGCCGUCCCCAGUGAAACCGCUGGGCCUGGACGACAAGACAAGCAGGAUUCUGGAGAGGCUGGAAGCUCCCAGGGCAAAGAAGCAGAGGGCUACCACCAGCACACGCACCGGCAACAGCAACACAACUCCACCACCACCAGCGUCCAGCAUUGGAGCCGGAACACAGAUCAAGAAGCCAUUGCUGCCAUUUGAACCCAGCGCAAGCCAACCUCUGAGACCCACCUUCAACAAGCUCAGGCGGAAGCCCACUGCAGCUACCUAGCUUGCUGCCCUUUUUACUACAGUCCCAUGUAUAGAGACAGGAAGAUAUUAUCACACCUUCUAUCAAAUGUAGAUAUAUAGAUAAGGUCACUAUUACAACCAUUCAGAAAUUUGUGCUCACUAAACUGAUAUCUUCUACAUAGAGGCCAACUCAAGUA
Messenger RNA from Oryza sativa Japonica Group (Japanese rice), 2321 nucleotides. RefSeq lists its product as uncharacterized. The record is from RefSeq and is a predicted model, not a curated record. NCBI's taxonomy places the organism in Eukaryota, Viridiplantae, Streptophyta, Magnoliopsida, Poales, Poaceae.